AUGCAGUCCACGCUCGCGCGGCCCGCGUCUCUGGCGCGAUCCUCCGCGACGCUGUCGUCGAGCGCGACGCACCGCGGGGUUGGGUUGGCGGUGACGUCCCCAGCGCCGCGCCUCGCGCGCCGCGGCGCGAACCGCGGCGUCGUGAAAGUCCGCGCCGAGGCGUCCGAAAAGAACCUCGAGGUCAUGCGCAAGUUCAGCGAGCAGUACGCCAAGGGCAGCGGGACGUACUUCUGCAUGGACAAAUCAGUCACCGCGGUCGUGAUCCAAGGCCUCGCCGAGCACAAAGACACGCUCGGGUCGCCGCUGUGCCCGUGCCGGCACUACGACGACAAGGAGGCGGAGGUGAAGAGCGGGUUUUGGAACUGCCCGUGCGUCCCGAUGCGGGAGCGGAAGGAGUGCCACUGCAUGCUGUUCCUGACGGAGGACAACGACUUCGUCGGGGACGAGCAGACGAUCACGAUCGACGAAGUCGUGGAGCUCAGCGAAGGGAUGAUGUGAUGACGUCAUGAGACGUGGCGCGACGCGACGCGACGCGAGAAGAUCGGAUCGAUCGCGGCGGAUCGAUCGAUCGCGGCGGCCGGGGUAUGAAUGCGUACGAUGAAUACGAUGAGUCGAUCGGCACGGGCGAUAACGGAGAGCGAACGGAGAGCGACGGAGAGCGACGCGACGCGUGGCCGCGGGUUUUAAAGUGAGACAUUUUCUUUGAG
Micromonas pusilla CCMP1545 is the source of this 707-nucleotide messenger RNA. RefSeq names its product ferredoxin thioredoxin reductase. The coding region runs from base 1 to 498 and encodes 165 amino acids. Gene Ontology annotation, molecular function: oxidoreductase activity, acting on iron-sulfur proteins as donors. The record is from RefSeq and is a predicted model, not a curated record. The transcript has 3 exons. Lineage: Eukaryota; Viridiplantae; Chlorophyta; Mamiellophyceae; Mamiellales; Mamiellaceae.